This is a messenger RNA of Alternaria burnsii, 1293 nucleotides long. RefSeq lists its product as uncharacterized. The transcript has 2 exons. Lineage: Eukaryota; Fungi; Ascomycota; Dothideomycetes; Pleosporales; Pleosporaceae. The record is from RefSeq and is a predicted model, not a curated record. The coding region runs from base 1 to 1293 and encodes 430 amino acids.
AUGGGCGAAAGUAGCAUCUUCGCAGUUGAGCUGAAGAUAGUGACGACCGGUGUCAUCCACCGAAAGCUCUUGCGGCUGAAGGACGAAGGGCCGAACGUCAGUGAUGACCGUCUGACUGGCAUGGACUCGGACGAAGACAGCGACGAGAAGGCAUCUGUUGAUGAAAACUUUAUCUUGGCUGAUCUAGACACAGAUACAUGUUACGACAAACUUGCCUGCGAAGAACUUCCCAUGCAGAUUGAACCCGAUUGGCUCACGGCCCAUCAUCAGGAUAAUAGUUUCAAAUUCAGCACCUACGACUAUCACCAUCAGCCAUUGGUCGGAGAUCGAGCCCAGCCCAUGAUCCGUGGCAACGAGUAUAUGCAUACCUGGCUCACAAUCCUUGAGCAAUACACUAAGUGCCGGCUUACAUUCCCCAAAGACAAGCUAGUGGCAAUAUCGGGCAUAGCAAGGCUCUUCUGUGAGCCUCUCGCCGAUACAUACUGCGCGGGGCUGUGGAUCCGACGAAUGCCAAUCGAACUUCUCUGGAAAAGGGGCAUCCGGGAUAUUCCAAAGCCUGCAGUUCCAAAAUCAACGCAAGAAUGUUAUCGAGCCCCUUCCUGGUCCUGGGCAAGUGUGGAUGGGCCUGUCACACCAGAGGCAAGCUACGAUGCAAGUCAAGAUACAGUCGUUAUUCUUGUGGAAAUCAAGAGUUGUCAUGCAGAUACCAAGACAGGUGAUGCUUUCUCUGAGGUGUUAAACGGGAUCAUUCGGUUAUCUGGGUUCUUAUCAAAAAUGCGACUCCGACCAGUCGCGGAUUCGGAAUCUGUUGCACACUGGAGUGCAUUCGUCUAUGAACUGUGGUUAGAUCACGCUGAUCGUUUGGGUCAGCCACGCAUUGUAUUGGAUCACAAGCCUCUGGAGCCGCAAGAAAUGUUUUGUUUGCCCAUCGUGCUUUUCCAUGGUCCUGACGAUUGGGAACUCGAAUGCCUUAUCCUAGUUGCAAUUGAAGGCAAGAAGGACACCUUCAAACGCUUUGGGAGAUUGACUAUUCCAGUCGACGAACUUUUGGUGGCAGAUUAUCGCAACCACGAACUUGGAGGCGAGGAGAGCGACAUUGAACUUGGAGACGAAGACAGCGAUUAUGAACUUCAAGCUGAGGAUAGCCAUGUUAAAGUUCAGAGCAGAGAUAGCGCUUGGCAUUAUUUCAUACUCUCCUUGAGUAAGCACAUCGAGACUGAUAUGGAACCUGACGAUUCGCUGGACUGGAAAACGAUAGCUGUUCCGGGGGCUGUCGAAAUAUCGAUCGAGUAA